UCACAAUUCGGGUUAAAAAUCGAGACCCCGUGCCGGUGUACGCGGCGAUGGAGGCAAGUGUGUGCCGUACGGAGCGGGACAUAGACUCCGACCUUGGGGAUGAUUCACCUUUGGUAAGUUCACAAACAGCAGACGAACAGUCCGAUCGCGAGACGGAUCCAGGGCGGGACGGUGAGUCGAGUGACGAGGGCGUUAAUGUGAAUCGCCCGUCUCCGGACGCAAAAAUGACAUCCGGCAUGGAAUUUGGCAGAAGUCCAGACCAUCACUCGGAGCUAAGCCAAGCGACGGCAGCAGCGGCCGCAGCUGCAGCAGCAGCCGCCCAGUUCGGUGCCAACCAUCCGCUCGGCGUGCUCGGCAAUCUGACGGCGCUCAACAUGAACAUGCCGGGACUGUCCGGGUUGGCGUCUGGUCUGACUUCGGGCCACCAUGGCGAUGUGCUCGAAAAGCUCAAGAUGCAGGUGCGGGAUAUGAAGGUGGGCGCACUGAUGAGCGAACAAAUGGUGGCCGAUUUUGCGGCACUUCAUGCGGCUUCGUCGCCGUUCGGAGCGGCGUUGGCUGCCAGUGCUGCCAAUGGUGGAGCUGCCAAUGGAAUGGGAAUGUUUGGCACCGGAAGAGAGGAAACGCGUGGUGGAAAUGGUGGAUCCGGUGGUAUGACCACAGGCAGUGGUGGUGGAGGAGCUGGUGCGGGAGGUGGAGGCUCACAAUCGCAGACCGGAUCACAGAAUGGUGGCAACUUUUCCUUCACCCUACCGAAUGCACCGAUCAGCAAGGAUGGCAACCCCGGUUCCAAUUCGUCAACCUCGAGCGAAACGUCGAACUCGUCGCAACAAAACAACGGCUGGAGCUUCGAGGAGCAAUUCAAACAAGUACGACAGGUAAGCAACAAGCACAAAGCGCUGAACCGAAACAGUGUAUGGCAAACACUGUACGAAAUCAACGAUGACCCGAAGCGGAAGGAAUUUCUGGACGAUCUGUUCCUGUUCAUGCAAAAGCGAGGCACUCCUAUUAACCGUCUGCCGAUUAUGGCCAAGUCGGUGCUGGAUCUGUACGAGCUGUACAACCUGGUGAUUGCACGCGGAGGUCUCGUCGAUGUUAUCAACAAGAAGCUGUGGCAGGAAAUCAUCAAAGGACUGCAUCUUCCUUCCAGCAUUACCAGCGCUGCAUUUACACUACGAACACAGUACAUGAAGUAUCUCUAUCCGUACGAGUGCGAGAAGAAGAACCUGAGCACACCGGCCGAGCUGCAGGCCGCCAUCGAUGGAAACCGGCGCGAGGGUCGUCGCUCUAGCUAUGGCCAGUUUGAUUCGCCAUCCGUACAACGCUCACCGAUUCCGCAGGGCAUUUCACAGAUGCCGCCACUAUCGCUGGUUUCACACGUCAACCAGCAGCAGCACCAUCAUCGGCUGCUGCCACCGGUCGCCCAAAUACCGAACAUGUUGCCGGCCGAGUUUGAGCAGCGCAUGCUUAACUACAUCAAGAUGUUCCAGCCGAAGGAGAUGGGCCGGGCGCAAAGUCCGGACAAAUUGUCCGCGCUGAAUGCGAUCGAUAUUUCACGUGUUGCGCUCUGGAACAUAUACAACCCGAGCCCGAACAGUCCACCGAACUCGCUCAACACUAGCCCAGAAAAUAACAUGCAAAGCGCUCUCGAUCUUUCCGAAUCGCCCGAUCAUGGCAUGUCGGCGAUCAAACGCGAUCGUGAUCAUCCGGUCGAUUUUAGCGAUCCACGAGACUACGGCAACGGAUUAGGACCACCGGCCAAACGUAGCCACCAUCAUCACCAUUCACAUCACAACCGUUCACUAACGCCGCAGAAGCUAAACAGUUCCUCGCACGAUGAAGAUGACGCCCGGUCCGAUAGUACACCGAUCAACCUGCGCGAGAACGGUGGUCACGGGCGCCGUCCCACGCUGGACGACGAUGGAGACGACGAGGACGACGAGAUGGAGGAUGAACCUACGGAAGAGGACAUGUUGCGUGCGCAAUUCGCUGCGGCUGCUGCAGCUGCAGCCGUUAAUCAGCACCCGCUUGCACUAAGCCUUGCCGAUCAUCAUCUACAGCAACAACAGCAGCAGCAGCAGCAACAGCAGCAACAACAGCAGCAACAACAUCUGCAGCAACGUGAACGAGAGCGUGUUCAGCAGCAGGUUGCCGCGCAGCAGCGCGAACAGCAACACAGUCUCGCAACGCUCGAUCUAAGCAUAUUGGAUCGCGAGCGGCUACGUUGCGAUAGUGCUGAUAAGCUGAAGCGUCCGAGUCAGCAACAACAACAGCAGCAGCAGCAACAGAAUCAACAGCAGCAACAGUUGUUGGAUCACCAAAGGCAAUACGCGCACCAGCAGCAACAAUCGCGUGUGGCGCGAGAACUCCGCAAGCAUGAGAACGGUGAUCGGCUCAGCUUGACCCCGGACAGUGAGCUGCACCAUUCGAAAAAUCAUCUGUCCACGAGCGGCAGUGGCGCGGGAACGGGACUGACGGAUCCGUUUAGCUCUCCGCUAGGGAUUUCCGGCAUGCAGUUUAAGUUGAUCAGUCGAGGCGACGCAAGCAAAGGCGAUCAAAAGCUCGUAGUAACGAUGGAAUUUAACGGUGUCCAGUACGAAGGCGUCUUGUUCGCCAACCCGCUCACCUCCAACACCCUUUCCGCACCGACCUCGACACCGCCCUCCUCCUCCGUAUCGGCUACAUCCGCCUCCCCGAUCGGUUCCAUGGUAUCGCCGGUGAAGUCCAGUGCGGCACUCAUCUCACCGCUGGAUGAUCGUGAUUCGAUCAACUCGAAUGUGGAUCUCCCACCGGUAGCACUAUCCUCGUCGAACGGUACCACCGCAAACAGUCUGCCUAGUAGUAGUGCUGCCGCUGCCGCAACGACGCCCGUUCCCAACCCAACCUGCAUCCAGCAGCAGCAGCAGCAGCAGCAACAGGACAGUGUGAUUCCACCGAGCGCUCCUUCGAUGGGUGCCACCAGCCCGGCAAGAUCGAUGGUGUCAUAG
Anopheles maculipalpis is the source of this 2984-nucleotide messenger RNA. It is a transcript of the gene retn, whose product is annotated as protein dead ringer. Gene Ontology annotation, biological process: regulation of transcription by RNA polymerase II. Lineage: Eukaryota; Metazoa; Arthropoda; Insecta; Diptera; Culicidae. Gene Ontology annotation, molecular function: DNA binding. The transcript has 11 exons. Bases 48 to 2984 code for a protein of 978 amino acids. Gene Ontology annotation, cellular component: nucleus. The record is from RefSeq and is a predicted model, not a curated record.